Messenger RNA from Cooperia oncophora, 279 nucleotides. Lineage: Eukaryota; Metazoa; Nematoda; Chromadorea; Rhabditida; Trichostrongylidae. The record is from the annotation of a GenBank genome assembly.
AUGAUCGGUAAAGUUUUCAACUACUUGGAACCGCAUAGACGCAUUUCAGCUGCAGACAUGAUCAUCAUCACAAACGAGACUCAUCCGCAGUGCAACGACAUCUACCUGGCUCCUACAGUGGACAAUCUCGUUAUUUCCUUGCAGUUGACAUUGAUUAUUAUUGGAAUUAUCAGCAAUCUAGGCCUAUUGAUGCAAUUCUCCGGACGAGCGAAACUCGGCACAGCAAGGUUCAACAUCAUUCGUUUUUACAUCAUCAAUGUUCUUCGCAGCGACACUUGA